CCAAACAAGACAUAAGUUAUCUCCCAAACACACUGUUGAGCUUCAAGCUCCACUCCACUUCGAUCUUCGAUCUUCGAUCGUUCCAUUUCUCCCUCAAACUGGCUCCAAUAACCAUGAAUUUCUUCAAAUCCGUGUUCUCAGAAGAUCUAGAACCCUCGGAUCCUCCAAGACGGUCUGAAUCGCCGUUGGAUUCGCAGAACGAAGAGCUCGAUCAAGAUCAAGAAGCAGCGGAAGCACCAGAGACCCCUAACCCUAACCCUAACUCACCAUCUCGAGGAGCGUGGAGCUUCGGCGGUCUGAUCAAGACGAUAGCUUCGAGAUCCGAGUCCGUGAUCGAGGCCUACCGCCGAGAUCUCGGGGAGUUCAGCACUGGGCUCAAGAACGAGACGACCGUGUUCAAGGAGGUCGCCUCUCGCGCCGUCCGCGAUCUCCCCGGAUCUCUCGAGAUCGGCGCCUCGGUGGCUCAGGAAUCGCUCGAAUCCGUCGGCCAGGCGAUCGACGAUUUCGUCUCCCAGGGUAAAGAAGCUCUCGGGUCCGUUGAUUCCGAUUCGGGUUCGCAGGAUCCGAGCACGGCGGAGGCGAGCUCGAACUCGCAGAGUUUCAACAGUUCGAAGAGGUUCAGUAGGUUCGAGGUUCAGGUUCUCGCGAUCCAGAAUGAUGUGAAUACGUUCACUGAGGAGCCGGAGGAUGGUGAGGAUUUCGAGAAGUGGAGAUCUGGGUUCAGGUUGGAGGAGAAGGAGGAGGAUAUUGAGGGGUUGUUGUAUGAAAAUGGGACUUUGGAGGGGUUUUUUGAGAAAUUUGUGCCUGAGGUUUUGAAUGGAGAGAGUUUUUGGGCUCGGUAUUUUUAUAGGGUUUACAGGUUGAAGCAGGCGGAAGAUGCGAGGGCGAAACUGGUUAAAAGAGUGAUUGCAGGUGAGGAGGAGUUGAGCUGGGAGGUUGAUGAUUCUGAUGAAAGUGGAGAGGAAAUCAAGGAAGAAGGAGAAAACGUUUCGGAGGAAGAAGUUAUUGGGUCCUCAGCAAGCGAGGAAGAGAAGCCGAUAGAAGAAACAGCAAAGGAAGUAAGUGUUGGGACCUCAGAGAAACCUAUAAAUGAAGCAAAGAGGGAAAUUACUGAGACCUCAGAGAAAAAUGAAGGAGCAGUGAAGGAGGAAGUUGCUGAGACUUCGGAGGCUGUACAGGAAAGGAAACCUGCAGAGGCAUCUCAAGUUGAGAAUUUGAAGGCAGAGAAAGUUAAAUCCAGUGGUGACGAUGGUUCAACUUUGAAAAUAGAAGGUAAAAUGGCUUCAGAAUCAAAAUCUGAACCUAAAGAACCGGGCAAGGAUAGUGGUUUUUGUGUGGUCUCGAGCCAGACAGCAAUGCAAGAGGAGGAUGAUCUUGGCUGGGAUGAGAUUAACGAUCUCGGGGAACAUGAAGAUAAGGACAGGAUAGUGGAUGGAUCCAGCGGUAUUCCUAAAAAAUUGGACCUUCGGAAGAGGCUAAACGUCGCUGAGGACGAUGAGGAUUUGAGUUGGGAUAUUGAAGAUGAUGAUGAACCUGCCAAGCCUUGAUUGAGGGAUGGCGGGACACAUUCAUCAACCAGUUCCAGACACUCAUUCUAUCUAUACAACCUCAAUAAACAACUUUUGGGAACCCAACCAAAAAGAUUUGGGAGUACGAUUCUGACGAGACUGAUCCAGAGGAGAUUUUGGUUGAUCGUGAGAUGACAGAUUCCUCUGAUAUAGAGUCAGUAGAGAUCAUACCAGUAGAUUCUUCUGAGUCCGAUACUAAUCCCUUUGAUGAGGAUGAGUCAGUGGUAGAAGUUAUUCCCAUAGAGUCCUCACCCUCUGAAAUCAUUAUGAUUUCAUCCAAUCCCUCCGGUAAAGAGUCUUAUGUAGCCAAGAUUUCUAAUGAUGACCAAAGACUUGCCUUCUCUGAGGGUGAGUCGAAUAUCCUGGGUAUUGGUGCAGACCUUGAUCUUGAAGGAUGUAAGACUAGUGGUAUCGAUCCAUAACCAAUGUCUGACUUUGAUAGUAACUAGGACUCGGACGAGACCGAGCCAACCGAGGAGGGAGGAGUCUAGCUCUAGCAGCUCCUCUUCCUCAACGGAGUAGAAUUUAGCCCUGCAGCACAAUUUUGUAAGAACAGUGCAUGUGUUUUCUUAGUUACCCUUUCGAUGUAUGUAGAACUUUUGGUAGAAAAACAUGUAUAUAUUUAAACCCAUGUACUUGCAUAUGUGUAUGUACUGAAAAGUUAAAUAUCAAUAUUAUACUUUUGGCUUGUAUUA
Asparagus officinalis (garden asparagus) is the source of this 2263-nucleotide messenger RNA. Its product is annotated as BSD domain-containing protein 1-like. Lineage: Eukaryota; Viridiplantae; Streptophyta; Magnoliopsida; Asparagales; Asparagaceae. Bases 114 to 1547 code for a protein of 477 amino acids. The transcript is spliced from 2 exons. The record is from RefSeq and is a predicted model, not a curated record. Gene Ontology annotation, cellular component: cytoplasm.